UAUAUAUAUAUAUAUAUAUAUAUAUGAGGUUUUACCAUGGCGAGCCUAAGACUUAAAAAACUAAAAAAAACUUGAACAAAUAGAAAAACUUUUUGAAUGACAGAAAAGAAUAUUUGAAAACAGGUUUCAUAUAGUCAAAUUCAUAUGUAUCAUCAGUAUCACGUGAUUUAAGAUGGCUCCUCCCAGCGAAUAAAAUUCCUCCAAAUGAUAAUUCAUAUCAUGCACACAACGUUUGUUUAAAAGGAGAUUUUGCAAAAACCUUUUACAUCACAUGAGGAUGGGGAUUUUCUGACAUCACAUGAGGGUGGAUACUUUCUGACAUCACAUGAUGGUGGGGAUCCUCUGACAUCACAUGAGGGUGGAUACUUUCUGACAUCACAUGAGGGUGGGGAUCCUCUGACAUCACAUGAGGGUGGAUACUUUCUGACAUAACAUGAGGGUGGAUACUUUCUGACAUAACAUGAGGGUGGGGAUCCUGACAUCACAUGAGGGUGGAUACUUUCUGACAUCACAUGAGGGUGGAUACUUUCUGACAUCACAUGAGAGUGGGGAUUUUCUGACAUCAUAUGAGGGUGGGGAUUUUCUCCAUCACAUUAAGGUGGGGAUCCUCUGACAUUACAUGGGGGUGCAUCUACCCUACAUAUACCUCUACAAUGUCUAAGAAUACAUGAAAUAAGUUAAUGAUUAGAUUUACAUGGACUUAUGAAUAUUUCUAGAGCAUGAAUAAACAAUCAAAAGUCACACCCUGUAAGGAACCGGUAUUUACUGAACCCACAACGGAGUUUUAAAAAAGCACACAUUGCCCAAUGUUUGAAUACUUCGUAUAAAAUGGCCGAGCUUCACACCCCUCUACUUACUUGACUUCAGGAUGCCAAAAGAAAUCUACUUGUAUCUGUGUUUGCUAUGUACAAGUUCCUUGGGUUUCAAGUUUUACCAAAAUAAAAUCCCUAAUGGUGAUUCCGUGCCACACCCUUGUAAGCCUAAUUAUCUCUGGCAUGGAGUAGGUCACAGGAACGAACUUGGAGGCGGAUCAAGGAAUCCUUUUGGCGAGGAUUUUGACGCUGCUGGAAAGACUUGGACUCGUGAAUUAUGUAUGAAGGACUCGGACGGGGACGGUAUAAGCAAUGGAGAGGAACUGGGGGAUCCGGACUGUGUGUGGAGAGAAAAUACGAUUCCGGAUAAAAACGCUUUCUCACAUCCUGGUGUAUGUGAACCAUACGAUAGCGCCCGCUGUAGGCCAAUGAACGCCUGGGUACAGUGUGAAAUUGAAGAUUUCCAAUGUGACAGUAUCAAUGCACCAGGCGUGAAGAACGUUACUCUGCGGUAUCCCGAAACUGCCGUGCCCAAUCUGGAAACUAACUACUUCUGUAUGACCUUUGAACUUCCUCAAGAUGGUGACUAUCAUAUGAUUGCCACCCAGCCAUACAUUGACAAUGAAUACGUCAUGCACCACAUCCUUCUGUACGGAUGUGACGAAUCAGUUACCAAGGCUGACACGGUUGCUACCUCGUGCGGUAUGGGAUCGGGGAAUUGUCGGACGAUCAUCGGGGCUUGGGCCGUGGGUGUCAAGGGGGAGUGUGCACACGAAGAUGUGGGAUUCAGGAUUGGACAACAUGGCUUCAAAUACGCCAUGAUGCAGUUUCACUGGAACAACGUCGAACUGCGUUCUGAUUACGUGGACAGUUCUGGAAUGACGCUGUUCUAUACUCCAGACCGACGCCCUAACGACGCCUCGACCUUGAUGAUAGGUCAAAAUUACUUAGAAAUCCCACCGGGUAAAGACCGCGUGGAGGCAGAAGCCGUUUGUAGUGCAGAGGAUACCUGGAUGGCCUUUUCGGGUCCUGUUUACGUCACAAGGGCCCUCAAUCACAUGCAUUAUCUAGGAAGGGAAGAAUAUAUUGAUCAUUACAGAAACGGGGUCAAAAUCAACAGCUUCACGAACGAGCCCGACUACAGCUACGAUCGACCUAGAUUUCUAGAGUACAACACUGCAAUUGAAGUGAGGCAAGGGGACGAACUCAGAACCAAAUGUGUGUACAAGUCUUCAUCGAAAUCCAGAACUACUUUUCAAGGCGACGCGACUUCCGACGAGAUGUGUUUCGGUUUUCUUACAAUUCAUCCAAUCACGAAUGUAAGAAUUUCGACGUGUACAAGCUGGAAAAGUCUUUCUAUGUUAAAAUUUUAUUCAAAUGAAGUCAUCAACAACUGCGAUAGAAAUAUCUUCUCAAACUCCUCCCAUCCGUACAUGAAGGAAACAUACCAAAAGAUCAACACUCGCUGUCAGCCAUUAUCAAAAUGUCUAGAGGAAUGUAAGGAAGCGGUCAAAGAAAUCAUGCGACAUCCUUGUAUGCAGGGCGACAUUAAAGAAGUUAUGAAAUGGGGGGCCAGAUUGUCAACAGACGUUGAGGUUCUGAAGUUCUACUCAAGGAUCGAGUCAUGUGACCUUCAGCUACUGCAAGAAGAAUUUGCCGCACAGAUAAACCGAGAUGACACUAACAGUGGAUGUAAAGCUGUUCCACGGCUAUUUACACUCGUUACAUUUGUCAUUUUGUUGUCCUGGUUUUAAUGAAAAGUCGAUGAUAACCAUGUUGUACUAUAACAGAAGACAAUCAAAUAGGAAAUAAUAAAAUCUUUGCAAAUAAA
This is a messenger RNA of Ostrea edulis (European flat oyster), 2643 nucleotides long. RefSeq names its product DBH-like monooxygenase protein 1 homolog. Gene Ontology annotation, molecular function: copper ion binding; dopamine beta-monooxygenase activity. The coding region runs from base 869 to 2566 and encodes 565 amino acids. Lineage: Eukaryota; Metazoa; Mollusca; Bivalvia; Ostreida; Ostreidae. The record is from RefSeq and is a predicted model, not a curated record. The transcript is spliced from 9 exons.